Messenger RNA from Vitis vinifera (wine grape), 1006 nucleotides. RefSeq lists its product as uncharacterized. Gene Ontology annotation, cellular component: endosome; trans-Golgi network. The coding region runs from base 125 to 787 and encodes 220 amino acids. The record is from RefSeq and is a predicted model, not a curated record. Lineage: Eukaryota; Viridiplantae; Streptophyta; Magnoliopsida; Vitales; Vitaceae. The transcript has 3 exons.
GGGCCCAGUGAAUAAUUUCAUCAUCCAGGCCCAAUUUCUCAGGCUGAGUAGUGGCAGUGAGCAUUUGAUCCAGUACACACACGCACACAGUCAUCGGUGUGUAGACCUUCAAAUCUUAUCAACGAUGAUGGUAAACCCUAGGAGGAUUUCGCAUCCUAACACCAUCAGCAAUCAAACUUCAGAAACCCUAACCCCAUCUCUCUCCUCUCUCUUCUUCUUCCUCAAGAGGCCUCAAGCCUUCCCUUUUCUCCUCUCAAUCUUCCUCCUCCUCACAUGGCUAUCUCUCAGACUCCAACGCUCUUCUCUCUUCAACUCUCCUCCCAAUCGCAACGCAUUUCAAACCCUAGACCACGACAGAGAAGCCAAUUUGGUGAGGUUCUCUUCUCACUUCUUCACUGACAAGAGAGGGUGGCUGCUCAACCCCAUUUCUGCUGCGAGCGAUGCCUCCAUUUCAGGUGGGGCAGUGAAUUGCGCUUCGGUUCAUGUUGGUGAGAUUCGGCCUGGUGGUAUGAGGGGAAAUCAUAGGCAUCAUGGUUGCAAUGAGACAUUUAUAAUCUGGGGAGCCAAGACUGCGUUUAGGUUGGAGAAUCAUCAGGUACCUGAGAAAGGCUAUGCUGAAGUGAUCAUUGGCGCAAAUGAGGUUGCCGUAGCAGCAAGCCCAAGUGGAACAGCACAUGCAUUAAUCAACAUAGAUCCCAUCCGAACGGCAUUCUUCAUGGGGUGCCAAGACAGUAUAAUAAACUAUAACAGCUCGGCUACUGAUUUUAAGGUGUGGAAAGAUCUUUAAGCGCUAGUUUCCUUGUGAUAUUAUUUUAGUCUGUUUUACCACCAAGUGCAAUACUGGUAUGUUGCAUGAUGAGGACUAGUUUACUGAGAUUAGGAAUUUUCAGUCAUGUAAGGCACAGUUGCACUCUCAUGGCUUACAUUUCCAAAGUAAAACUAUAAGUGCUUCCUGGUAUAUAUGUAUAGCCAUAGAUUUUUCUGAGUGAAAAAUUGUAAUUAUUCU